AUGCCUCCUGUGAGCUGUGUAGCAUGUGGCUGUGAAAACAAGAAGAUUAAACUGGUUCAGUGCCUCCAUUCUCUGUGCAUCUCGUGCCUUGAGCAGAAUGUUGAUGAAGAUGGCUCCAUCACCUGUCCUAAGUGUAGGGCUUCAACACCGUUGCAGAUUGGACUUUCUUCCAUGCUGUCUUUGCCAGAUAGCUAUGCCAAUGUAGAGGGUGGUAAUGCAGAGCAGAAGUCUGCAGUGUCGUGUGAUGAAUGUAUGGAUGUAAAAGUGGCCGUUUCGAGCUGUGCAACAUGCAGCAGUCAUCUGUGCAGUUUUCACACUGAAGGACACAAGAUCUCCCGAGCUACACAUGGUCAUGAGGUACUUGCAUUGACUGAAGCAGGCACUGAGACUGCUGAGACCACUACUGCUGCUUCAGCUACUCAAUCACAACAUCGCUGUGCACUGCACCCAAGCAGUAUCCUGACCAAGUUCUGCACAAAGUGUAAGAAGUUGUUAUGUGAGCGAUGCAUUGGUACUGGAAAACAUGAGCGGCACAAACAAGAUCUUGUGUCUAUCAAUGCUGCAGCAGAGAAGAUGAGAGCAUCAGUGAAUGAUUUGUUGUUGAGCUGUGUGUCUGAGAGUGAUGGCAUUCUGGAGAGCUCCAUUGAGAAAGUACAGGCCUCCAUUCGUAACCUUCAUGAUCAGAUAGAGCUUGCAUCAGAAGAGGCUGUGCUAUUUUUCCGUUCUCUGGUAGAAGCUAUUCAGAAACGUGAAACCAGUGUUCUGAAUCAACUUGAUAAUCUUCGAAGUCAGGCACUUGGACCUCUGGAGAAGCAACUCACUAGGCUGCAGGGCAGUGUGUCACAAACGGAGGUGGUGAGAGGCAUGCUGGAAGCUUGCCAGGACAGUGUGGAUUUUGUGCGCAUGUCGUCUUGGCUAGUGAUAGCCUUGAACGGUGCAGCAGAGAUUGGCAAGAGUGAUGCUGAGCCAUGUGUUGUGAGCGGCAUCGUCUUUGCGGCAAGCGACACACGUGAUCUCGUGGCUGGCAUCAGCAAAGCGGGUCUUUGUGCUGAUGCAGCAAAGAACAAAGUGCGUUGCUCAGGCAAUCGUAAGAUGGGCAGUGACGUUGAGAUCGACAUAGAGAUGGAGCACCUGCCCGAUGCUGCUACUAUCAGCCAAGACCAGCUGAGGAAGAUCGAUGUAGGAGUUUGUGUGACAAAUCCGGACGGCAAGACAGUCCAGUGCGAGCCCCUACAGCAAUCAUCUACUGGACAUCUGGUUACUAAAUGUCGUCCUGCUGCAGCCGGCGAAUACGCUGUUUCCACUACGAUUGCCGGUGUUUCUCUGAAAGGUAGUCGAGUGAAAUUCAGUGUUGUUCCACCAGCACCUGCUCAGCCGGCACCUGUACCUGUGUUUGAUAUCAACCGCUGUGAUGACUGUAUUCAGAUCACGAACAACAACCGAACCAUCCGUAUGUCGUCGUCCUAUGACUAUGAGUAUCGUUCAGUAUGUAGUUCACCGAUACAGGAACAGUUCGGUAGUAGUGCUAUAAAGGUACGUAUAGAUGUCACACAGUAUGCCGGUAUCUAUGUGUACUUAUGUGCAUCGUCUAGUCCAGUACUGAAUGAUGUACAUAGCACACAGGGUGAAGUGUACGGUUGGUAUGGUCGCGGUGCUGAUACCUCUCGUGGUGGUGGUGCUCUAGGCCAGCCCUGGCAGAGCAAUGAUUUGAUCACAUUGACAUUAAACCAUGAUGAUCAUAGCCUGACCGGACUGCAUCAUCGUACCGGUGUAACUGAAGUGUUGCGCAACAUCCCAACCGGUAACCUAUGCUGGUAUGUAUCGUUGUACUACCUGGGUGAUCAAGUUACAAUAGUCCAUUGA
Messenger RNA from Sycon ciliatum, 1863 nucleotides. RefSeq lists its product as uncharacterized. The coding region runs from base 1 to 1863 and encodes 620 amino acids. The record is from RefSeq and is a predicted model, not a curated record. The transcript has a single exon. Gene Ontology annotation, molecular function: ubiquitin protein ligase activity; zinc ion binding. NCBI's taxonomy places the organism in Eukaryota, Metazoa, Porifera, Calcarea, Leucosolenida, Sycettidae. Gene Ontology annotation, biological process: protein monoubiquitination.